AUGGCGUCUGUUGCAACAAACUACAUCAGCGUCGGUGGUAACCGCCACCCAGGUGCCGCCGACUGGGACGUUCAGUCCGGCGUGCUUGCCUACGGUGCGGACAACAAUGUCGCGCUGUGGGAGCCUCUGGAGUCCUCCCAGCGAGGUGUCUAUGCCCUACUUGUUGGCCACACCGACAAGGUCAGCGUCGUCAGAUUUUACACAUGCCCCUCCACCGGAACGAGAUUUAUCAUUACCGGAUCGGUCGAUCGCACCAUUCGAGUAUGGCAACAAGAUCCGAAAGACUCGCACAACUACAGACAUGCCUGCACUCUCGAAGGCCAUACGGGGUCUGUGAAUGCGAUAGCCGUGGCGGAUGGCACGGACAUCAUCGCAUCGGGCGCCGCAGAUGGGACUGUUCGGAUAUGGAGAAUCAAUGCGCAGGACGAAUUGAAGUCCGAGCUACUGGGUACAAUCACCAUGAAACCUCGAUUCUUCCCGCUGACUCUGGCGCUACGGUCACUCGGGAAUGUGAAUGGUGGACCGUUGGUGUUGGCUGUUGCGGGCACCAUGACAGCAAUCCAGAUCUUUGUAGCAGAGUCGUCCACCGACAAGCCAGUUUUCUCGCGUCGCGCUAUUUUGACAGGCCACGAAGCUUGGGUUCGGUCCCUUUCGUUCACUCAGGACAAGCAGAAUGACCCCAACGAUCUCUUGCUGGCAUCAGCUAGUCAAGAUAAAUAUAUCCGUCUAUGGCGGUUGCGUCGCGGUGAAGCGAACAUUGCUGCACCAAUCGACGAAGCAGACCCAUUGCUAGGCGGAAUGGAACCCACGCUGUCAAACAAAGCCCAUGGAUUUGAGGCUGAUGGCGCGAAGUAUUCAGUAACCUUUGAAGCUCUUCUUUUCGGCAAUGAAGACUGGAUCUACACUGCCACAUGGAACCCUGUCCCGACAAAAUCACAGCUUCUAUCGGUUUCUGCGGAUAACACGGUCACCAUCUGGGAGCAAGACCCUGUAUCAGGCGUUUGGAUGUCUGCAGAGCGAAUGGGUGAGAUCAGCGUACAAAAAGGCUCCACGACUGCAACCGGAAGUGCGGGUGGCUUCUGGAUUGGACUUUGGUCUCCUAGUGGUAAGCAGGUUGUCAGUCUCGGCCGCACUGGUAGCUGGAGAGUAUGGCAACAUGACUCCGAAGCGGACAUCUGGGAACAGCACUUCGGUAUCUCAGGACAUGUCCGCUCGGUAAACGGUGUUCAAUGGGAGCCUAGUGGCGGCUAUCUACUCUCCACCAGUGCAGACCAAACAACUCGUCUUCAUGCCAAAUGGUUGCGGAACGAUCGACAAUCGUGGCAUGAGUUUGCACGGCCACAAAUUCACGGAUAUGACUUGAACUGCGUGGAUACAUUGGGUCCAUUGCAGUUCGUAUCUGGUGCGGAAGAGAAAUUGCUACGUGUUUUCAAUGAGCCCAAACAAACCGCCGAGCUGCUCGAGAAACUGACUGGUUUUAAACAAACGGCCAAGGAUGAACUGCCCGAUACAGCCGAAAUCCCAGUACUCGGCCUCUCGAACAAGGCACAAGGUGACGAGAAUGUGAUUGAGGAUGAGGAAGAGAACGCAGGCAAAACCCCCGCGCCUAUUGCUUCUCUGGUCGGUGAUAAGCCACCUCUGGAGGACCAACUUUCUCGUUAUACACUGUGGCCGGAGCAUGAGAAGCUCUAUGGCCAUGGUUAUGAGAUCUCCGCCGUUGCUGUUAGCCACGAUCGUCGACUCAUCGCCACUGCCUGCAAGGCAACCUCUCUUGAUCACGCCGUGAUCCGACUGUACGAUACAUCAGACUGGCAUGAGAUCAAGCCUCCUCUCACGGCCCACUCUCUUACUAUCUAUGACCUUUCUUUCUCCGACGAUGACAAGUACCUUCUCAGUGUGGGCCGAGAUCGACAAUGGGCCGUCUUUGCGCGCAGCGACGAAGAUCCAACUCUUUUUUACAACUAUACCUCGAACCCUAAGGGUCACUCUCGAAUGAUCCUCGGGGCGGCGUGGGCUCCGACCACCACCGACCGCAUCUUUGCGACGGCGGGACGUGAUAAAUCUGUCAAGAUCUGGCAAAAGACCGAGGAUACAUUCACCUGCAAGACCACUGUGCCUUUGACAUCUGCAGUCUCGGCCAUUGCAUUCCUGCCCACGGCAUGCCAGAAUUCGUUCAUUCUUGCUGCGGGAGAGGACAGUGGUGCUCUGUCUAUCUAUUGUAUUUCGAUUGAUACUUUGGAGGCCCAGCUUGUAGUCAAUGUCGAUUGGGAGAUUGCCCCCUCAAGAGCGAUUACACAAUUAUCAUGGCGGCCGGUGUCGGCCACCGAGGCCAACACCAAGACACGGUUUGAACUUGCCGUCGCUAGCGAGGACACCUCAGUCCGCAUAUACACAGUCUCGGACAUACUUUCAUGA
Molecule: messenger RNA, 2415 nt
Organism: Penicillium argentinense
Lineage: Eukaryota; Fungi; Ascomycota; Eurotiomycetes; Eurotiales; Aspergillaceae
Product: Elongator subunit ELP2
Exons: 2
Coding region: 1-2415 (804 amino acids)
Biological process (GO): tRNA wobble uridine modification
Cellular component (GO): elongator holoenzyme complex
Molecular function (GO): protein binding
Source: RefSeq, a predicted model, not a curated record